This is a messenger RNA of Ostrinia furnacalis (Asian corn borer), 969 nucleotides long. It is a transcript of the gene Gem2, whose product is annotated as Gemin 2. Gene Ontology annotation, biological process: spliceosomal snRNP assembly; spliceosomal complex assembly. Gene Ontology annotation, cellular component: spliceosomal complex; nucleus; SMN complex. Lineage: Eukaryota; Metazoa; Arthropoda; Insecta; Lepidoptera; Crambidae. The coding region runs from base 127 to 876 and encodes 249 amino acids. The transcript is spliced from 4 exons. The record is from RefSeq and is a predicted model, not a curated record.
AAAAACUCAAAUUUUACUUACUCUUUUAUUUCCUUUUGUUCACAAUAAUUUAUUAUAGCAUUCAGUGUUCUACUUUACCUAUUCCCUCCAAUAUAUUUUCUAAGUAAUUAAUGAUUUGAUUUAAAAAUGACGGAAAAAUGCAUAUUUAUUGCUCAAAAAGAUGAUGAGGACUCUGACUCCCUAUCUUCAUUAUGUUUCCAAAUCAGCCCGGAUGUGCAGCUAAAAGAAGUUCCCACGAAUGGAGAAGAAUAUCUACUAAAAGUGAUGAAAGAGCGAAAAAAAUAUAAAACGGUAACGACGUGUGAGAAAGACUACACAAAGUUUGCCAAAAAUCAAUCUUGUUUUGUUCAUGAGCUAUCACACGCAAAGGCCCCUGUCAAACUAAAACCCACCAUAGAAUGGCAAAAUAUUCAAGUUGCAGAUUUCUCUGAUGUCCGAAUGUAUAUUUCAAGGCUCUUGGCAAAAAAAUCUUCAUGGCCAAGUACUUUGACUAAAGCAGAAAUAGAAACUAACAGUAUAAACAGCUGGAAGAGCUUAUUUGCGGAAACGGAACCAACAUUGAGUUGUGUACUUGGUUUGAAGCAGAAAUUAUUAGAUAGAGGUCUAGAAAUGCUUAUUCAGUUGUUGGAUGAAGUCAAAAAGGGUGACACAAUAGACCACAAAACAGGGCAAUGGAUAUAUGCCUUUUUGGCAUGUACUCGACAGCCACUGGUUUCUGACACAGUCAGCAUUUUAAGAGAUUUAGCCAGAAAAUGUGCAGAAAUAAGGUCUCACAUUAACCCUGAAGAAGAAAAUGCAACUGUGUCUGCUGCACCGUUAAAUAUUUUUAUAUGCAUUGUAGCUAGGUACUUUAGACAAUAUGAUUUGGCUGAUUGAUUAACUUUUAAAAUUUACUUUAAGCAAUAUGAAAUAGCUGAUUGAUUAAAUAAAUUAAGAAAUUUUGUACAAUAAAAAUAUUUUACAUACAAA